AUGGCAUCCAACGGGACCGAGGCGACAAGAAAAGGCGGGCAAUGGCGGACGUGGCAAAGCGACGAGGACAUUCCACAACGGAAAAUCUUGAUUCAACACAUAUUACGUUUGUUUCAACAGCGCAAACCGUCCGUGACGAAAGAGUGGCAACAAAAGCUUCCGGACUUUGUGUUGCGUCUCGAAGAAGCGGUGUAUCGAGGCGCGCGAACGAAGGAGGAGUAUUGCGAUAAAGAUACGUUAGAGGCGAGGUUACAGGCCGUGGCGAGGAUUAUGGUGACGAGGCCCGGUGCAAAAGCCGCGCAGAUGCAACAACAGCAGCAACAAGCGCAAGCGCAGCAGCAACAGCAACAGAUUAUGAACGGCGGCCAACCGAACCCGGCGUUGAUUGGAAGCGCGAACGGUAUGGGAAUGAACGGAGCGGUGCCACCUGGUGCGUUGAUUGGGAGUGGUGGUAUGCCGCCACCAGGGCAAAUGGUUCCCAUGAACGGGGUUGGGAACGUCUUAGCAAAUGGACAGCGAUUAAUUAGAGGUCAAGAAGCGGGGUCGCCGGGCGGCGGGAACAACGCGCCGAUGCAGAUGCUCGGACCAAACGGCGUUCCAUUAACCGCAGCGCAAAUGACGCAAUUUAACCAAGGAACUACAACUAGCAAUAAACCGUUAACUGCGGCUGAGAAGAAAGCGCAAGUGGCGAGAGCGAAAGCGAUCGCUGCGACGAGCAAACAGCAACAAGCCGCAGCGGGCGGGAAGAAGAAGAAGAAAGAAACGAAAGCGCAAGCUGCGGCUCGAUUAGCGGCGGAACAGGAGCAAGCGACACAGCAAGCGGCACAGCAAGCACAGCAAACGCAACAAACGCAACAACAAAUCCGUCCGGGGGCAUCCGCGCCGCCCGGAUCAACCGACGAGCAAAUCAAGAAAGCGUACAUUGUCAAGCAACAGCGAUGGUUGCUCUUCCUUCGUCACGCGUCGAAAUGUCAAGCGGCGGAAGGAAAGUGUCCGUAUACGCCGCACUGCCACGUGGCAAAGCACUUAUGGGAGCACGUCUUGAAGUGCACGUUACCGACGUGCCAAUACCCGAGAUGUUUAGCGUCCAGAGAGUUGUUGAAACACCACCAAAACUGCAAAGAUCCGCGUUGUCCGGUGUGCGGCCCAGUUCGGUCGGCGAUGUUAAAACAGCGACAACAACAACAAGCGAUGCUCGCGCAGCAACAGGCUGCGGCGGCGCAAGGUGGUGGGAAGAAACAGAAGAUGACGAAAGCUGAACAAGCGGCCGCCAAGGCGGCGCAAGCGCAGUUUGAUUUGAUGCCUCCGCCGUUGAUGGUGAAAGGGACCGGAAACGCGGAUAGAAAACCAGGAGGCGAAGGCACGUCGUUAAUGGAAUGUUUCACGCCGGAGGAGAUCCGAACGCAUUUGGCGUCUUUACGACUGACGGAAGGGAAAGAGAAAAUACCUGGUAUUGUGGCGCCAAUGUCCGCGAGACGACGCGAUGCAGAAGCCGACAAGAUUAUUGCCAACGCUACGGAGUCUUCCUGCCGCGCUUGCGGCGUCGAACGGUUAACGUUUGAGCCGCCGCCGAUGUAUUGUUACUCGUGCGUCGGAAGAAUCAAGAGAGGUCAAGUGUACUACCACGUCCCAAACAUUCCGGGAGGCGAGAUGCGUAAGGACACGUGGUGUAAUCCGUGUUAUAAUACCAUCCAAGGCCACAUCGAUAUCGAAGGCCAACGCUUCCCGAAGAACUCUUUGAUUAAGAAGAAGAACGACGACGAUUUAGAAGAGCCGUGGGUCCAAUGCGAUUUCUGCAACAAUUGGUAUCACCAAAUAUGUGUCUUGUUUAACGGGAGGAAGAACACCCACGGCGAAGCACAUUUCACGUGCCCUACGUGCAUUUUAUCGCAAAUCGAGAAGCAAGAGCGAACGGUGACGUCUGAACGUCCCAACUCCAUGCAACCGGCCAAGACGUUGACGAAGACAGUUUUGGGCGACUAUUUGGAGAAGCGCGUCUUGGAUGCUUUGGCAGAGGAACGUGUCGCAAGAGCGAAACAUCUGGGCAUACCGGUCGAAACGGUGCCAACCGCGGAGGAUUUAACCAUUCGUGUCGUAUCGCAAACCGACAAGAAGUGCGACACGAAACAGCGGUUCAUGGAUGCGUUCAAGAAGGACGGUUUCCCGGAAGAAUUUUUGUACAAGAAUAGAGUCAUUUUGCUCUUUCAAAAAAUCGAGGGCGUGGACGUGUGUUUGAUGGCAAUUUACGUCCAAGAGUACGGCGAGGAUUGUCCGAACCCGAACAAACGACGCAUUUACUUGUCUUAUUUGGACUCGGUGAAAUACUUCCGCCCGGAAGGUAUCGUCGCCAGCAUCGGCGAACCGAUGGCACUGAGAACGUUCGUGUACCAUCAAAUUUUGAUUGGCUACCUGGAUUACGCCAAACAAAGAGGGUUCACCUCGUGUUUUAUUUGGGCGUGCCCACCGUUCCAAGGUGACGAUUACAUUUUGUAUUGUCACCCGAAGGUGCAAAAAGUCCCUAAAAGCGACAAGUUGCGCGAGUGGUACAUGAAGAUGCUCCGCGGCGCCGCCAAGGAAGGCAUCGUGCACUCGGUGACGAACAUUUACGACGAGUACAAUUUAGGUGGCUCUUUGCAAGAGGUUCGAUCGGCGAGAGAUUAUCCGUACUUUGAUGGCGAUUAUUUUCCCGGCGUUGCUGAAGAAUGGAUCCCAGGCAUCAUCGCAGAACAAGAGGAGCAAAAGAAGCAAAUGAAGACGCUCACGACGGGCACGAAAGUCAACGCGCGCAAAGCGGCAAAAUCUGCAAACAAAAAAGUCUACUCGGCGUCUGUCGACGGUGAUUUAGACUCCGAGUUGAUGAAAAAACUCGGCGUGACGAUUUCCGCCAUGCGCAACGAUUUCAUCUUGGCGCACUUGGCGCCAAAGUGUACGAACUGCCGCAAAACCGUCGCGGAGGAAAACUUGUACGUUCCGAAGGAGGAAAAUCCGAAAGAUCCUUUGCGUCUGUGCGAGGAGUGUAACUCGAUCGAGUCCGCCAUGCCCAGAGAGGAGAAGAAGUUCUUAAGCAGAGGCGAGUUGGUGUGCCAGAAGUGCCCGCCGUUGCCGGCCGUGAAAGAAGAGAAAGUCAAAGAGGAAGAGGACAAAGCCAUGCAAUCCGAGUUUUUCGAUACGCGACAAGCGUUUCUUUCGUUGUGUCAAGGAAACCACUUCCAAUUCGAUUCGUUGCGUCGCGCGAAGCACACGACGAUGAUGGUGUUGUACCACUUGAAUAACCCAUCCGAACCAGCGUUUGUGGCUACUUGUAACGUCUGCUCUCGCGAACUCGAAGCCGGUGCCGGUUACAGAUGCACAAAGUGCGCUGACUUUGAUAUUUGCGAAGAGUGCCGCGUGCGUGUUGGUCAUCAACACCCGUUGCAACGCCAAGGCCGAGGCCGAGGCGAAAAGCAACAAAUGACCGACGCGGAACGUCAAGCCAGACAGCAACAAAUCGAAAGAACCAUGGCUUUACUCGUCCACGCUUCCUCGUGUGCCAACGCCAAGUGCGACAACCCGAACUGCGCCAAGGUGAAACAACUCUUCCAACACGCGAUGAAGUGUCAAACCAAAGCGGCUGGCGGAUGCCACUUGUGCCGAAAAAUCUGGACGUUAUUACAAGUUCACUCUAAAGGCUGCGUCGCGCACGAGUGCCCGGUGCCUCGAUGCGCGGACUUGAAAGCGUACAGACGACGCGCUCAAGAGCAAGUGGAAGAGCGACGACGAAAACAGUACAGAAAGUACCUCGCCGGAAACUAA
Molecule: messenger RNA, 3792 nt
Organism: Bathycoccus prasinos
Lineage: Eukaryota; Viridiplantae; Chlorophyta; Mamiellophyceae; Mamiellales; Bathycoccaceae
Product: histone acetyltransferase
Exons: 2
Coding region: 1-3792 (1263 amino acids)
Biological process (GO): positive regulation of transcription by RNA polymerase II
Cellular component (GO): histone acetyltransferase complex; transcription regulator complex
Molecular function (GO): zinc ion binding; histone acetyltransferase activity; chromatin DNA binding
Source: RefSeq, a predicted model, not a curated record